Scatophagus argus is the source of this 5586-nucleotide messenger RNA. Its product is annotated as proprotein convertase subtilisin/kexin type 4-like. Gene Ontology annotation, cellular component: Golgi membrane; trans-Golgi network. Gene Ontology annotation, molecular function: serine-type endopeptidase activity. The record is from RefSeq and is a predicted model, not a curated record. The coding region runs from base 1 to 2529 and encodes 842 amino acids. Lineage: Eukaryota; Metazoa; Chordata; Actinopteri; Scatophagidae. Gene Ontology annotation, biological process: peptide hormone processing. The transcript has 20 exons.
AUGCGGCGUUUUGCAUGCUCUGCUUUGCACGUUUUAUUACCAGGAGUCAGUGGAGACAAUAAAAAUGGACGCGUCGGGAGAUUUUUUUUCUUUACGACGCAUCAACCUCCUGCUAUGCUUUCACCAGGAGGCAGUCCGUCUGUGUGGAGGCUCUGUCGCCUGGAUGAGAAAGGCUCCAUGUUCAGUGCAGUUGUGCUGGUGCUUGGCUGUCUGCUGCAGGUGAAACUGGUGACCACAGAGGGGCAUCAUGGGACCAACCGCCAUGUCUUCUAUGCAGUGCAAAUGGACGGAGGCAUCAGAGCUGCCAGAGCUCUGGCCGAGCAGCACGGUCUGGAGUUCAUACAACAGGUUGGCAGUCUGGAGGGUCUGUACUCCCUGAGGGACAGCAGGGGGCGCUCUGACAGAGCCACCUUUGAGAGCAGACUUGCGACGGCAGCUGGGGUUUACUGGGUGCAGAGGCAGCAGGGUCGUCAUAGAGACAAACGGGUUCCUGUGACAGGACCGGACCGCAGCAGUACUCACAGUUCCCAGAGGAGAGAGUCUGUAGCUGACAGGCAGCCGGAGAAGAAGAAAAGUGACCAGUCCCUCACCUUCAAUGACCCGCUCUGGCCCGUGCAGUGGGAACUGUUUUCACAGGGUGAGUACCGCUCCGAUGGGCUUGACCUGAAUGUGAUGCCAGUUUGGAGCAACAACAUCACUGGUAAUGGAGUAGUGGUCAGCAUCAUUGAUGAUGGUGUAGAUCACGGAAACAAGGACCUGAAGAAAAACUUUGAAGCCCUCGCGAGUUUUGACCUGUGUGCUUCACACAGUCUGUCUCAUGAUCCCAUGCCUGUCCGAAAUGAAGAGAAUAGUCAUGGUACCCGAUGUGCAGGGGAGGUUGCCAUGGAGGCCAACAACUCCUACUGCGGUGUGGGCAUCGCCUUCAAUGCCAGGAUCGGAGGUAUAUGCUUGUUGGACGGCUCUGUCACUGAUGCCAUGGAGGCCACAGCUCUGACCUUCAACAUCCACUUCAUCGACAUCUACGUCUGCAGUUGGGGCCCGCGGGAUGACGGUGCUGAGAUGGAUGGGCCGAAUAGCCUGACAGAGCAAGCCCUUCGGCUAGGAACUCAUAAGGGCCGAGGUGGGAAGGGCAGCAUCUUUGUGUGGGCGGCAGGUAAUGGUGGGAUGCAGCGUGACCAUUGCGGUGCAGAUGGUUACGUUAACUCCAUCUACAACAUUGCCAUCGGCGCUGUCUCUCACACAGGGAAGCCCGCCUACUUUGGCGAGCCCUGCCCCGGUGUGAUGGCCGUCACCCUGACAGGGGCCGACGUGGGAGGCUCUCUACCUCUGGUUACUGUCACAGUGACCACCAUUGGUGAUGGCUGUGUCACACACUUUCCAGGAACAUCCAGUGCUGCUCCGAUUGCUGCAGGGAUUCUGGCUCUUGUCUUAGAAGUAAACCCUAAGCUGACGUGGAGGGAUGUUCAGCAUCUGAUUGCCAAGACGGCAAAGAUCCCUGACCCCAAGGAGCCUGGAUGGAACAUCAAUGCUGCAGGAUACCAUGUUCACCAUAGGUAUGGCUUUGGAUUGCUGGACGCGGGGCUGAUGGUGCAGCAGGCCGCACACUUCAACACUGUUGCACCGCAGAGGACAUGCACAAAAGAAGUCACGCUGCUUCCUACCAGAAUUCUUUCUCCACGUGGCGUGGUCAGUGUCAAGAUCCAGUCAGAGGCCUGCCAUGGGACAACUAAUGAGAUCAACGCUCUGGAGCACGUUCAGGUGAGAGUGAGCAUCAGCACUGUGUGUCGCGGUGACCUCUCCAUAAGCCUGAAGUCUCCAGCCGGCACUGUAUCACUGCUCUUGGACACACGGCCCAAUGACGCCUCCUCUGAUGGCCUGAAAAACUGGACCCUGAUGACAGUGCACUGUUGGGGAGAGCAGCCUCAAGGCCUCUGGAUGCUCCAGGUGACUGAUCACGAAGGAACAGUGAGGAGCUGCACAAGGAGUGACGAGGAGGCAUCUGGAGCUCUGCUUAGUGUUACACUGAUCCUCUAUGGCACCUACCACCCGCACAGGACCACGCAUGAGGGACCCCUGGAGAGCAUUGUGUCCAUGGGGUCCCGCCACCACGUCCCCCACAGGGGAAUGUACCAGAGGGACCCUUACCCCCCUCUGGACCUGAUUCAAUGGAUCUACCAAAUGGAGAGAGACAGGAAAGUACGCACUGAUGAUAUCACCAUCCCAGCCAGACAGCAGAUGUUGAAGAUUCCUGGAAACUUACGGUUGGACAAGCAGACCCUCAACAAGUCCAGUAUGGCUUUCCAGCGUCACCAGACAUAUGAUGUACAGAAGUCCUCCUCAGGGUCAAGACCUUCUGCUGUGAGGGAGCCUCACGUGGACGGAGAGAGCGGCCCCUUACCAUCACAGGCUCUGCAGGGUACGGUCAUGGAUGUGAAGGAGGUGCAACAGUCGGAGUCUUCAGAUCCAGGAGGAGCAGGAGAAACUGCAGAAAAGGCAGAGAAAGAGACGGCGCAGCGGGCCAGGAAGUGAAGACACAAAUAUGAGGCACGAUUAAAUAAAGACUUCUGUUUUCCACAGUGCAGCAAGUCAAUUGAUCAUGAAUCAAUUCCAUGUCCAGCGCUUUGACUGUGUGGCCUCAGUGUUGGCACGGAUUAUUUAUUGCGGAUUCCUAGCUUGGCAUUAAAACUCAAUCACUCUCCUGGCCACAGAAACAACGUACACAAGCAUAUAAAUCCUCUCCCAAAAACAAAUAGCUCCAGGAGCAGGUCUCUGCACUCAUCUUCCCCCUCCUCCUUUGCUUUCGGAAGUUGCAAAGGUUAGUGAAAGAUAUGUUUGUCUUUUUCCACUUCAUUGAAGGGUGAACUCAGCUCAGUGCAAUAAGAAAUGGAUUACCCAUUCAUUAAAGGGGCUGUGUCACUCCUCAUUGAGUUGGACAAAUAGCAAAUUAAUUUCUAGCCACCUAAUUUCUCUCUGUUCUCCACUGAAUUUCCGAUAACGUCGAAUUACUGAUCACAGCCAUGUGAACUCCCUCAACUUUUUAUCAAUUCAUUAAAAAAUGUGCCACAGCAGAGAUGCUACAGAGGAAAUUCUCUCUCUUAUUUCUGCAUGGUUCCUUUACCACCACAACACUGUAUACAAAUACAAGUCAACUCAACUGUUUAAUUGAAAUUACCAGAAAUUGUUUCAGAGGAAAAAAUAGAAAAAGUUACUUUUCUGCCAUGUUGAUAUCAGCAGGAAACUUUUUUGCAGCGCAUCUCAAUGUGAAACAAAGAUGUCAGAGUAAUAGGCUCUGCCCCAGUCAAGUGCAGGUCUGUAGCUAGUGGUGUUUGGUAAAGUAGCAGUAGUGUAUUGACAGGGCAGUAUUGAUGUUUCAAUUAGAGCAGCGUUACAUAGUGCCGCAGCAUGGUAACACGGUGCGUCUCCUGCCAUCUGCUCUGCCUCUACGUCUGACGAACGAGGCACGUGGGGCUAAUCGAGCCGCACAUGAGCGAUGGGACUGUGCAAUCUAUUUCACACAUACACACACACACACACACAAGCACGCACAUGCACACAAAUCUUAUACGCACGUCCUUAUGCAGAAAAAUGGGGGGGAAGACGAGGGAGAGCUCCUCAGCCCUGCUGUUUAAACAGCCUUCAGAAAGCCUGUGAUUCCUCCCCUUCUCCCUUCACAUGUGCCACAGGAGCAGCCAGCAGGUUAUUUCUCUGACAAGAAAACAGGCAAACACACCAGCUGCACGAGUUAAAAUUCUUCAAAAGCUCAUCUGAUGGAAAGACAAAAAAGGGAAUGGCUUCUGCCAGGUUUCUUCGUGCUGGGACGGUCUGAAAUAACAGUGUGCAUUAUGCCUGGCGUUAUUGGCUGCCAAACCACACGAAUCAAAGACCUCAUUGUGUGGAUUACCUCGUUAAUCUGUUGAUGCCAUUGAGUAGUAUUGCAGGUGUUAAUGUGCCAGGUUUUUUCUCCCCUCUCUUCUCUUAUUGGGGAGGUGUAGCGUUAGGAUGGUAAUCUACUUUAAAUGCUUUCUGGGGAACGAGACACGCUGAAACCCAGCCAAGAGAACUCUGCUAUCAUGAAGAGCUUUCUCUUAAUACAGCACACAGAGGGGACUGACAGACUGAGGCUGCGGCGCUGAUGCCAACAGGGACAAGCUAGUGAGCUACACGCCCCACGCCACUUGUUGAAAUAUAUGGUUGUAUGAAUAAUGAAAGAGGAAGAGGAAAGCGCUAAAGCAGUCCCACAAUGACAUCCAUCACAGAAACGCCUCAUUGCUCUUCUUCUUCUGUUUCCUCCUGCAAAAACUCACAAGUUGUGUCGCUUUGGUGGAGCUAACCAAAGCUCAGCUCUGUGACUGCCUGAGCUGAUUUAGAGGUGAACCCCCUAAACUAGAAAGAGAGAGAAAGAAAAGGAGACACACAGAGAGAAAGACAGAGGGAAAGGGACAGAAAGAGAGGUAAUCCUCCCUUUUUCGGCUCCCCGGGGUGGUCUCUUCAUCCAGGGCCUCAAAGAGGGACAGAAUACACCUCUCUCCUACAAUGGAGGGGACCCACAGGGGCUGUUGCUAUCUGUGUGUGUGUGUGUGUGUUGGGGGGGAGGCGGGCAGCUUUAAGCAGGCCUUUGAGUGGCCUAAUUUCAUUGGAAUACAGCAGUCUGAGAGCUGGCUCAGAUCACGGCGGGCUGCUGGAGGGGUUAGCGCCCGCACCUCGACAGCCACACUCAGCAAAAGAGCCCCGGCACAAUACACACAAUUAAUGCUCUCCCUCUCGUUAACUCUCUCCCCACUUUUUGUCCUCUCCUACUUUUCUUCCAUUCUCCUCCUUCUCACCCCAUAUCUUACUCUCUCUCUGCUCUCCCUCUCUGGUCCCCCCUCUCCCGACCCAGUAUGUAGUCACUUACCCAGCGUAUUAAUCCUCCCAUACAGCCUGUCAAUCUUCCUCUCUUUGAUGCACACAACAAUUACAGUAAGGAUGAAAGGCGUGGGUCGGCUAUCGUUAUGUAAGAUUUAAAACGAGCCUUAACGAGAAUUAUUUAUAUCUGAACAGCUAAUCUGAAAUAAAACUUCAAUAACAUGACAGCUCUGCUAUUACAUUUGUGACAACAUCUGAGCUCGAUUAAAAAAAUAUUGAACAUAUUUCUUUCCCUGCAUAUAGUCCACAGUGCAGCAAUGCAGGUUGCAUUGUUACAACACAGAAGAAAUUUUAUUUCAAAGAUACAUUGAAGACUUUUCAUCUUUUCAUCAUUUAGUCAUGACUGUUGCCUAAAGAUGAGACUGCACUAAGCCAGUCAUUCUGCAACAAAGACUAUUUUGUGAUUUCAACUUCUGUGAUGAUAGUCCAAACAUGUUUGGGGCUGUUCAUUAGACAACACACGCGAUUGAAAGAUCUCUUCCAGGCACAGGUUAAGGAUUAGACACAGUUUUCUUAAAUCCACUCCUUCUCCAAUGUUGAAAAACUACAUGUCCAAAUAUGUUGUGUUUCCAAGGGUUUAACUGCUAAACACAAGAUGUCUCCUACUUCACUGCUACUUUACUUGUGUAAAGAUGCACAUUGGACAGUGAUUGGCUUCCAGUUGUGAUGUCACAAAAUCCU